Anarrhichthys ocellatus (wolf-eel) is the source of this 2287-nucleotide messenger RNA. Its product is annotated as serine/arginine-rich splicing factor 11. The record is from RefSeq and is a predicted model, not a curated record. Gene Ontology annotation, molecular function: RNA binding. The coding region runs from base 609 to 1706 and encodes 365 amino acids. The transcript is spliced from 11 exons. NCBI's taxonomy places the organism in Eukaryota, Metazoa, Chordata, Actinopteri, Perciformes, Anarhichadidae. Gene Ontology annotation, cellular component: nucleoplasm.
CCUGUUAAAAUGUCAGAUUAAGAAAUAGCCUGUUUUCAGAUUGCACCAUGGAUGAUCAUCUCUAAGAUUUUCCCUUUUGAAUUUACUGUUUGAUUUCUUCAGUUUUGGGCACAUUUGUCAUGAUUUUAUCACAGCUUUUGCUGGUAAGAGCCUGUAACUGUUUAGUGCAGUUUAUCUUUGACAUUGUUUAGUGUUUUUAGUGACAUACUGUUGGCCAAAACCUAGCAGUACUGUAGCUUGUUAGUAAUACUUUUAUUUGGUUGGCAAGUUUUUUUUUUUUUCUUUCUUUUUUGUGGUGGAAUUGUACAAAGUAACCACCAACAAAAGCCUAGAAAAGGUAAUAUGUCUGAACCUUUUCUGUUUUUGUAUUGGAAAUGGUAAGUAAUGUUGAAAUGUACCCUUGUCUACACCCAAAUCAUGAACUUUGUUUUCUGUAUCUCAAUGUUUUUGUGUGCUUUAUAGCGAAGCAGCCGGCACGAGUCGCUUGUUCAUAAAACAUCUAAUGAAAGUUGAGAGCACAUCCCACGGGACAACUGGCUGUGCUUGCUUACGUUUGGUUCAUGACUUAAAAAACAAGUACAGGAGUCAUUCCUGAUGAAUCUAAAGCUAUGUCGCUGCUGGCUCCAGCCAAUGCCGUGGCAGGAAUGAUGCCUGGGGGAGGCCUUCUUCCAACACCCAAUCCUCUGGCAUCAAUGGGAGGGACACCAUUUGGAGGUCUCGGAGGUCCCAGCAUGGAGCAAAUGGCUGCCAUGGGAAUGCAAGGCCCUAACAUGAACCCCCAGGCUCUUUCUGCAGACUUUCUGAAGCUCAUGCAAUCCAUGGACCCCAAACUUAAUCCAUUAGCGGCCGGACUGAACUUGAAUCCAGGGCUGAAGAACGAUGCGUCCAAUAAGGAGAUAGAAGAGGCCAUGAAGAGAGUCCGAGAGGCCCAGUCUCUCAUCUCUGCAGCCAUUGAACCUGGAAAUAAAAAAGAUGACAAGCGCAAACAUUCCCGUUCACGGUCAAGGCGAAGGCGGUCCAGAUCUCGCUCAAGACACCGACGUUCGAAGAGCAGGUCUCGGCGGAGGUCCCAUUCAAGAAGUAGGAGGAAGUCCAAGAGUCCACGUAGGAGGAGGACCCACUCCCGGGAGAGGAACCGCCACAGCAGAUCUAGGGACCGGAGGAAGGAGGAGAAGGCAAAGAAAAGGUCAAAGACGCCCCCCAAGAGCUACAGCAGUGCCCGGAGGUCUCGAAGCAUUAGUCGGAGGCACAGGCGAAGCCGCAGUGCAUCUCGGUCCCCCAAGAGGAGGUUGUCCAGGUCUCCAUCGCUCAGACGUCACAAGAAAGAGAAAAAGAAGGAGAAGGAGCGUGAGAAGGAACGGGAUAGAGACAGGAGGGAGGACAGAGACCGGAGCAGAGACGAAAGGGAACGCUCGGCCAGUAAGAAGAAGAAGAGCAAAGACAAGGAGCGAGACCGGGAACGCAAGUCUGAUAGUGAGAAAGGAGACGUUAAGGUGACCCGGGAUUACGAUGAAGAGGAGCAAGGUUAUGACAGUGAAAAGGAAAGAGAGGAGGAUGACGAUGAGAGGAAGAGCGACUCUGACUCUGCCUCAUCCCCCAAAGGCCAGGAGGAGAUGGAGAUGGAGAGGUCAGAGGGCCACAUCCCCAAAAAGUCCAAAGUGAAUGGAGACGACCACCAUCAGGAAGACAUGGAGAUGAGUGACUAAGAACCAGGCAGUGUUAACGUUCCACUUUUAUAUUUUUAAUAUAGGCCACGACAUGUCUGUGCCUGAUCACUCGACGUUAAAAAGAACGAUUUGUUGUCUUAACUGUAGAAGCUUUAGCGAAGGAGGGUCUUUAGUAGGAAAGCGGUCAAAUCAUUUUUGUAAAGAUGAGGAAACGAGGACUAAAAUAUGAAUAACGUGAGACAUGGUUUUAAAUAGUCAUUACUGUACUUUUUUAAGAUCCUGUUGACUUUUUGUUUUUAUUGCCUUUUGUGUUUAAACUUUGUCUUCCUGACAGUAGAAUACAAAGUGUUUCCCACUAAAACUCAAUGUAAAUAUUUUACUUGUCGGGAUUGAGUCCUUUCUUUCUGUGACUGUUGAGUCACUUUAACGGCCAACUUCGUGGUCAUUUUUUGUUUGCUGAACAAUUUUGCUUCAACUGUAAUGCACGCAGCCCUGUUUCAGAUGACCUUACUAUUUACAACCCAUGGUAAGUGUACACUGUAGAUUGAAAUGUGUUGUUGCAAUGAAAUACGACAAUAGGUUUUCCAAAGGAAAUUAAUAAAAUUGGGUCAAACUGUCAA